AUGGGUGAUCCAAGCUAUAAUUACUACUACUACUACAAUCAUGAAUUAAUCAACCCUAAUUCUUUUCAUGAUCAUCACUUUUCAUCAUCUUCUAAUGAUAUCAUUACCUCCUCUAAUGCUUCUAAUUAUUAUUUCUUUGAUCAUCAUCACUCAAUAUUCCCAUCCUCUCCUCCUCUUAGAGAAGCCCUCCCUCUUCUCAGCUCAAGCCCUGCAAGACAAGCUGUUGCAGAUCAUGAUUUAUCAUACACCCCCAUGGACCUAGAUCUUGUUGAUCAUGACUAUGAUAUUGAUGAAGCUGUGACCGUUGAUCUCCAUCUUGGCCUCCUCCCAAACCCUAGCAGCUGCAGCUUUGGUGAUGAUAAUGAUCUGAUCUCAAGAUCAAGUGAUAAUAAUAAUAAUUUUAUGGUGGUUAAGGAAUCAUCAGAUCAAGUGUCGACGGUUAUGGCCUCAUCAUCAUCAUCAUCACACCCUAUUAACAAGGGUGGUCAGUACUGGAUUCCAACUCCAGCCCAGAUUCUGAUUGGUCCUACACAGUUCUCUUGCCCUCUUUGCUUCAAGACUUUCAACAGAUACAACAACAUGCAGAUGCACAUGUGGGGGCACGGAUCGCAGUAUAGGAGAGGACCGGAGUCGUUAAGAGGGACACAACCGACGGCGAUGCUGAGGUUGCCGUGUUACUGUUGUGCACCCGGGUGUAGGAACAACAUAGAUCAUCCUAGGGCAAAGGCACUUAAGGAUUUUAGGACGCUUCAAACUCAUUACAAGAGAAAGCAUGGAGCGAAACCCUUCAUGUGUAGGAAAUGUGGGAAGGCUUUUGCAGUGAGAGGGGAUUGGAGGACACAUGAGAAGAAUUGUGGGAAGCUUUGGUAUUGUUCUUGUGGAUCUGAUUUUAAACAUAAAAGGUCUCUUAAGGAUCAUAUUAAGGCAUUUGGUAAUGGACAUGCUGCUUAUGGGAUUGAUUGUUUUGAUGAUCAAGAAGAUGAACCUGCCUCUGAGAUUGAGCAAGACAACAAUACUAACUAG
Molecule: messenger RNA, 1023 nt
Organism: Impatiens glandulifera
Lineage: Eukaryota; Viridiplantae; Streptophyta; Magnoliopsida; Ericales; Balsaminaceae
Product: zinc finger protein WIP2-like
Exons: 2
Coding region: 1-1023 (340 amino acids)
Biological process (GO): regulation of gene expression; anatomical structure development
Cellular component (GO): nucleus
Molecular function (GO): DNA-binding transcription factor activity
Source: RefSeq, a predicted model, not a curated record